UCUCUGACCAACGUGCAUGUGCGCAUAGCAAAGCGGGAGAAAAUGAAAGCUCUUGAAUUAUUAACAACUCUUCAUGUCAUUGCCUUCAGAGGAUGCUGCGUGUGAGACGAGAGGAUUUCCCGCAGAUUUAUCCAGCGCAUUGAAUCAAUUAAGACAUGAUUUUAGUUGCGCAUCGUUAGUUGGGAUCCGUCAGUGAUCUUCAUAAUGAAACAUUUUAUAUUCGUCUGCUAAUUUUUAUUUUAUUUCAAAAAGUUAAUAUGGCUUUAGUGGUGUAUCUAAAGACGGUCACUGAGCUUCGUGGGAAAGGGGACCGAAUCGCCAAAGUCACUUUCAGAGGUCUCUCCUUUUUCUCACGGGUGCUGGAAAAUUGCGAGGAUGAAGCUCGGUUUGAGCAGGCGUUUCGGUGGCCAAUCGGGAGUCAGGUUGACGGGGAUGAGUUGCUGGAGAUCCAAGUGUUUAAUUACAGCAAAGUCUUCACUAACAGAUUGAUCGGCACCUUUUGCAUGGUCCUGCAGAAGGUUGUAGAGGAGGGUCACCUGGAGGUGUCUGACACUCUUAUAGACGACAACAACACAGCCAUACAGACAACUAUUUUCAUAGAAAUCAAAUAUCAGACCAUGGAUGGAAGUGUGAAGGUGUGGAAUGAUGGGGAAUUCCUUGAUGUUCCAGAUGACCCUGAUGGAACCUUCCAGUUUGAGACAGACAGUCUGCUCUCUGGACGUAGCCAGAGCUCGGCAACAUCACCUGGCCGAUCGAUCCAUGGUAUUCCCACAUUUCGCAAAGCAGGGAAAGGUGUGUUUUCAGCCAUGAAAUUGGGCAGAACACGCGCCAAUAAAGAUGACCACAGAAAAGGAGAUGAUCCAGCCAUUUUGGAUGCAGAAGAUCUGGAUGGAAAGGCCAUACGUAUGGGUGGUGGGCUGGACCCUGAUGCCAUCUCAUUGGCCUCUGUUACUGCCGUAACUACUAAUGUCUCCAACAAAAGAUCAAAGCCUGACAUCAAGAUGGAGGCCAGCUCAGGACGUCCAGUGGAUUAUCAGAUCAGUGUUACAGUUAUAGAGGCCCGUCAGCUGAUUGGUCUGAACAUGGACCCUGUGGUGUGUGUGGAAAUCGGAGAGGAUAAGAAGUACACUUCCAUGAAAGAGUCCACAAACUGCCCCUACUACAAUGAGUACUUUGUCUUUGACUUCCACGUGCCUCCAGAUGUCAUGUUUGACAAAAUACUAAAGAUCUCAGUUAUACAUUCUAAGAACCUUCUAAGAAGUGGCACCCUGGUGGGCACCUUUAAGCUGGAUGUAGGGACUGUGUAUGCACAACCUGAGCAUCAGUUUCAUCACAAAUGGGCAAUGCUGUCUGACCCUGAUGACAUCACAGCUGGGUGCAAAGGUUACGUUAAGUGCGACAUCGCCGUCGUAGGAAAAGGAGACAACAUCAAGACUCCCCACAAGGCCAAUGAAGCAGAAGAAGAUGAUAUAGAGGGGAAUCUUCUGCUCCCAGAGGGCGUUCCAUCUGAGAGACAGUGGGCUCGGUUUUAUAUUAAGAUUUACAGAGCCGAGGGGCUGCCUAAAAUGAACACCAGCAUCAUGGCCAAUGUGAAGAAAGCUUUUAUUGGAGAAAACAGGGAUCUUGUGGACCCAUAUGUCCUGGUUCAAUUUGCAGGGCAGAAGGGUAAAACCUCAGUUCAGAAGAGCAGCUAUGAGCCCAUCUGGAAUGAGCAAAUAGCCUUUACCGAGAUGUUCCCACCUUUGUGUAGGCGAUUGAAAGUUCAGAUACGUGAUUCAGACAAGGUGAAUGACGUUGCCAUAGGAACCCAUUUCAUCGAUCUCCGCAAGAUUGCAAAUGAUGGAGACAAAGGGUUUUUGCCCACAAUGGGGCCAGCCUGGGUGAAUAUGUACGGUUCUACCCGAAACUACACCCUGAUGGAUGAGCACCAGGACUUGAAUGAGGGACUAGGGGAGGGUGUGUCCUUCAGGGCACGGCUUCUCAUGAGCAUUGCGGUGGAGAUCCUGGACACAACGUCUCCUGAGAUUAUGAGCUCUACAGAGGUACAAGUGGAGCCAGUGUCCAACAUCUCAGAGAGUGCAACAGGAAAAAUGGAGGAGUUUUUCCUUUUCGGAUCAUUUUUGGAGGCCACAAUGAUAGACAGGAAAAUUGGAGACAAACCAAUCAGCUUUGAAGUCACUAUUGGUAACUAUGGUAACCAGAUCGAUGGUGUGAGCAAACCUACAUUGGUGAAGAAGAAGAAAGACGGUGGAGGGGAGAAUGAAGAAGAGGAGUCUGAGCUCAUUCACAACUCUAGUGAUGAAGAUGCAGAGGAUGAUGGAGAUCUGACGUCUGUGCCAUCCACACCUCCUAUGAAACCAGUUAUCACUGACAGAAAUUAUUUCCACUUGCCGUACUUUGAGAAGAAACCCUGCAUUUACAUCAAGAGCUGGUGGCAAGAUCAGAGGAGACGGCUUUACAACUCCAACAUCAUGGACAAGAUUGCAGAUAAACUGGAGGAGGGGCUGAAUGAUGUUCAAGAAAUCAUAAAAACCGAAAAGGCGUUUCCAGAACGCAGACUUAGGGGUGUGUUAGAAGAACUUAGCACGAACUGCAACCGAUUUGUUACACUAGCAAACAAAGAUCAGAAUCAAGCAGGAAGAACCAAACUGGAUCGAGAGAGGCUGAAGUCUUACAUGAGGGAAAUGGAGAAUAUGGGUCAGCAGGCAAAGACUAUUCGCACACAAGUAAAGAAAAACACUGUGCGAGACAAACUCAAGCUAGUCCUUAACUUUCUUCAUAGACUUCGCUUCCUGGCAGAUGAGCCCCAGCACAGCAUUCCCGAUGUGUUCAUAUGGAUGAUUAGCAACAACAAACGAAUAGCAUAUGCCCGCAUCCCCUCCAAAGACAUUCUCUACUCUAUUGUUGAUGAAGAGAUGGGCAAAGACUGUGGAAAAGUUAAAGCCGUUUUCCUUAGGUUGCCAGGAAAAAAAGGCUUUGGGCCUGCUGGCUGGACGGUUCAGGCUAAACUGGAGGUGUAUUUGUGGCUGGGGUUGAACAAACAGAAGAAAGAUUUUAUGAGCGGCCUGCCCAGCGGCUUUGAAGAAAACAGAGCGUCAAAGGGAAUUGGCAUACAAGCUGUGCCUCCCAUCAGCUUAGUGUAUAACAUGAAGCAGGUGUUUCAGUUAAGAGCGCACAUGUAUCAAGCUCGCAGCCUGUUUGCUGCAGACAGCAGUGGUCUGUCUGAUCCAUUCGCCAGAGUUUUCUUCUCCACCCACAGUCAGGUGACAGAGGUUUUGAGUGAGACUCUUUGUCCCACAUGGGAUCAGUUGCUUGUAUUUGAUAAUGUUGAACUCUAUGGUGAAGCCACUGAGCUCCGUGAUGACCCUCCAAUUAUUGUCAUCGAACUGUAUGACCAGGACACUGUGGGAAAGGCUGAAUUCAUUGGGCGAACAUUUGCAAAGCCACUUACGAAGAUGGUUGAUGAACACUAUGAACCUCCACGGUUUCCCCCUCAGCUGGAGUACUAUCAGAUCUACAGAGGCAACUGUGCUGCCGGAGAUCUGCUGGCUGCUUUUGAACUACUUCAGAUUCCUUAUGAUGAAGAGGAGAUCAGGAGGGCUCUUAUUGCUGUCCAUGACUUUGCUGUGCCUCAAAUUAAGAUCGGUCCAGCAGGAUGUGCAGCACUUCCUCCAAUUGAUGGCCCCACUGAUUCUGACCGUGGUCCGAUUCUGCCCGUUCCAUUGGGUAUACGACCGGUUCUUAGCCGAUAUCGCAUAGAGGUCCUCUUCUGGGGUCUGAGAGACCUUAAAAGAGUUAACCUCUCCCAGGUGGACAGACCUCGAGUGGAUAUCGAGUGUGCAGGGAAAGGAGUCCAAUCCGCUCUCAUUCAGAACUACAAGAAAAAUCCAAACUUCAGCACAUUGGUGAAAUGGUUUGAAGUGGAUCUACCAGAAAAUGAGCUGCUGCAUCCACCGCUGAAUAUUCGUGUGGUGGACUGCAGGGCAUUCGGACGAUAUACAUUAGUGGGGUCCCAUGCCGUGACCACUCUGCGCAAGUUUAUCUACAGCCCCCCAGACAAGACCGCUAAUAACUGGGCUCACACAGCUAGACUGGCAAAUGGCCACAUGACUCUCACCAAUGGGACGUAUCAUUCCCGCCCCCACUCCAGCCUCAUUUCUCAUCCCGCAGGUGACAUUGUAGUCAAUAUGGACCCUGAACCCAACUUUAAGAAGAUGGACACAGUUGUAAAGCUUGAUGCUAAUGAGGAUGACAAAGACAAAGGAAAAAAGAAGAAGAAGAAAAAGAAAGGAGAUGAAACAGAGGAAGAGGAACCUGAUGAGAGCAUGCUGGACUGGUGGUCCAAAUACUUUGCCUCAAUAGAGACCAUGAUGGAGAACCUCCGAGCACAAGAAGCAGCUCUGGCUGAGGCAGAAGAAAAGGAAGAUCUUGAGAUAGCAGCAGAAAGUGCAGAGAUCAAAGCUGAUGAAUUCUCCAUAAAAGGCACCAAACUCAAAGAGAAGAGCAAAGACAAGAAAAGCUCCAAGGACAAAAAGAAGAACCAUGAUGGGGCAGAGAAACGACCCUCAAAGCCCAAAGUUGAUGAACUCAUGGUGUAUAAUAAAGAGCUCGAAAGUGAGUUUGAUCACUUCGAAGACUGGCUUCACACCUUCAACCUCUGUAGAGGGAAAGCUGGAGAUGAUGAUGACCACAACGUGAUCGAUGAUGACAGAAUUGUGGGCCGAUUCAAGGGCUCCCUGUGUAUGUAUAAGUUGCCCCUGUUUGCAGAGAUCACAAGAGAGGCAGGAUUUGACCCUAACAUGGGCAUGUUUCAAAGCAUUCCUCACAAUGACCCAAUCAAUGUUCUCAUUAGGAUUUAUAUCAUUCGAGCCACAGAUUUGCACCCUGCCGAUAUAAAUGGUAAAGCGGAUCCAUACAUAGUCAUUCGACUGGGAAAAACUGAAGUUAAGGACAAAGAAAAUUACAUAUCUAAGCAGCUCAAUCCUGUCUUUGGCAAGUCAUUUGAUAUAGAGGCCACAUUUCCCAUGGAGUCUAUGCUGACAGUGGCAGUAUAUGAUUGGGAUUUGGUUGGAACAGAUGACCUGAUUGGCGAGACUAAGAUUGAUUUGGAAAACAGAUAUUAUAGUAAACACAGAGCUACCUGCGGCAUAGCGUCUCACUACUCUGUUCAUGGUUACAACGUGUGGCGGGACCCUCAGAAGCCAACUCAGAUCCUUGCUAAGCUGUGCAAAGAAGGCAAAUUGGAUGCACCCCAGUAUGGACCUGGCGGCAAGGUCAAAGUCGCGAACCGUGUCUUUUUCGGGCCAACCGAAAUUGAGGACGAGAGUGGUCUUAAGAAGCAGACAGAAGAACAUUUGGCUCUUACCGUUCUUCGGCACUGGGAGGAGAUCCCACGCGUUGGUUGCAAACUCAUCCCUGAGCAUGUGGAGACGAGGCCACUUCUGAACCCAGACAAGCCAGGCAUUGAGCAGGGAAGAAUUGAAAUGUGGGUGGACAUGUUUCCCAUGGAUGUACCAGCACCGGGACCGGCCAUUGAAAUAUCACCACGCAAACCAAAGAGAUAUGAGCUCAGGGUGAUAAUAUGGAAUACAGACGAGGUUAUUCUGGAAGAUGAUGAUUACUUCACAGGGGAAAAGUCCAGUGACAUAUUUGUAAGGGGCUGGCUAAAGGGACAACAGGAGGACAAACAGGACACAGAUGUACAUUAUCACUCUCUGACAGGAGAGGGAAACUUUAACUGGCGCUUUCUCUUUCCCUUUGACUAUCUCAUGGCCGAGGAGAAGAUAGUCAUCUCUAAAAAGGAAUCCAUGUUUUCCUGGGACGAGACGGAGUACAAGAUUCCUGCUCGACUGACCCUUCAAGUAUGGGAUGCUGACCACUUCUCUGCAGAUGACUUUCUGGGAGCAAUUGAAUUGGACUUGAAUAAAUUUCCCCGUGGGGCAAAAACAGCAAAGCAAUGCACUCUUGACAUGGUUGUUAAAGAGCAAGAGCUCCCAACCAUCUCCAUCUUCAAGCAGAAAAGAGUGAAGGGCUGGUGGCCCUUCGUAGCCCGAGAUGAGAAUGAUGAAUUUGAGCUCACUGGAAAAGUGGAGGCGGAGCUCCAUCUACUGACAGCAGAGGAAGCAGAGAAAAGUCCAGUCGGUCUUGGUCGGAAUGAUCCAGAGCCACUUGAGAAACCCAACCGUCCUGACACCACCUUCCUGUGGUUUCUGAGUCCGCUGAAGGCCAUUCGUUACUUGAUAUGCAACCGCUACAAGUGGCUCAUCAUCAAGAUCGUCUUGGCUCUGCUGCUACUGAUCAUGGUCGGCCUGUUUCUCUACAGCAUGCCAGGCUAUCUGGUCAAGAAGCUGCUGGGAGCCUAAAGGGGUCAAGGGGGUAGAAGGUUUGUUUCAGAGAUAGCCCGCCCCUCCUAAAGUUGCUCACUUGUAAUAUUUGUUUUCUCUUCUAACAAUUUACACUGUUUACAUUUUUAAUCAACCUCCACAUUUUCUCAUCAUUACAGUUGCUCGGUAGCCUAAACAUAAUGGGGCGGUUUCCCAGACAGGGCUUAAGCUUAGUACCAGACUUUAACUUAAAUGUUUGUGUUAUCAGUGCGAAUGUCUCAAGAUGCACACCAGUAGUGUUUAUUUAUAAAUUAGGCUUUUAAAAUGACUUAAAUAUCCUAAUUUAACUAAGGCCUAUUCCUGGAUUAAACUAAUCUGGGAAACCACCCCGAUAUAUUUUCAUUCAUUCUUUUUCAAUAUCAAUUUGCAUGUCCUACCCAGGUAGGAUCAGUUAUCUUUCUGUCAUAUAGGGAAGAGAAAAGUGACAAUGGAGUGUCUAUUUUUGGUACGAAAUUACUAGACUGUCAAUUACAGUAUUUAUUUUAAGAUGCAUUUCUUCAGAUUAUUGGAUUUUAUUUUCAUUCUCUAGACUUGUCAAGCACAAUAAGCAUGUCUUAAAAUACUACUUGUUCAUCAGUUACAGUUUGAAAAAUAAUAUAAUAAGAUUGCAAGCCUCAUAUAUACAGUAUAUAAAUGUAAUUUAAUUUCAAAAUGCCUUCAUGUUUGUACUGUCAGUUCAUCACAAGAACCUUCUAAACCAGUAAGAGUAAUGGUUACUUUGUAGUGGUUCCCAACUGGUUACUGGAAGACUCCCAGUGGUAUACAUUUUACAUGUCUGCAUUUCUGACACACCCACACUAUAAAGGUAAAAAUAAAGGUGCUUCACGAUGCCAUAGAACCAUUUUUGGCUGAAUGGUUCCAUAAAGAACCUUUAACAUCUGAAGCACCUUUCUGUUUCUAGUUAGAAAGAUUUCUAGUGAAAAAUUUAGUUAUAAAGGUUCUAUAGAUGUACUGAAUGGUUCUUUAAGGGACCACAUAUGGUUCUUCUAUGGCAUGGCUGUGAUUAACCUUUUAAGCACCUUUAUUUUUAAGAAUGCAUUGCAGGACUUUUUAUGUGUUAAUGUCAACAAACUACUAUCUGAUUAGGGACAACCAAUAACAGGUUUAGGAACCACUGCUGCAGAGAAUCAUGCAGAUAUAAUUAAGGAAAAUAAUGUUUCAUUUGUCAUUUAGGGUUAGUAGUACAAUUGGAUUUUUGUUUUCUAUAUUUCCUACUGUUAGUUUAUUUAGCUUGUCGUGUACAUUUACUUAUUUUAUGUUUGCUUGAUAUUUAUUGUUGUUUUAUUUAUUAAUAUUAAAUUUAACAAUGUACUUGUUUGCACUGAUUUUGUCCUGUUUAUAUAAAAAGGGUGUAUUUUUCAUUCUUGUAUGUGUGCAAUAUUAAUUUAUUUAUAUUUGUUAGUAUGAAGACAAUAAAAUGAACUUGAAAUAAAAACAUGCCUAUUUGUGUG
Paramisgurnus dabryanus is the source of this 7834-nucleotide messenger RNA. The record is from RefSeq and is a predicted model, not a curated record. Lineage: Eukaryota; Metazoa; Chordata; Actinopteri; Cypriniformes; Cobitidae.